Messenger RNA from Fusarium sp. VM40, 1044 nucleotides. NCBI's taxonomy places the organism in Eukaryota, Fungi, Ascomycota, Sordariomycetes, Hypocreales, Nectriaceae. The record is from the annotation of a GenBank genome assembly.
AUGUGUCAAGGCUCUGCCGAAGAAGUUCCCAUUACGGGCAUUCUCCCUGCCCAGCAUUGGGCUGAACAGCCCCAAGACGACAAAGAUACGGACUCGAGCCUUGGCAACGACGACGAAUCUUCGACUGCUUCCAUCAGCUCUAGCAUUCUACACUAUCGAACGAUUCAAGGUCGGUCUUAUCAUAGUGAGCAGGGAAACGCCCAGUACUGGGGUUCGAAUGAUGAAGCACAGAGCGAGCUUAUGGAUAUCAACCAUCACGUUUUGACUCUUGGCAUCGGAGGAAAGCUCUAUUUGGCACCAAUUGAGCCAGAAGAUCUCAAGCUCGUUGUUGAUAUUGGAACUGGAACAGGUAUCUGGGCUAUCGACUUUGCCGACGACAACCCGAACGUACGCGUUGUAGGCACAGAUCUGUCACCAAUUCAACCAGGUUGGAUUCCACCCAAUCUACAAUUCGAAAUCGAAGACUGUACCCGCCAAUGGACUUUCGAACCAGACUCAAUCGAUUAUAUUCAUAUGCGCUGGCUUGUGGGAAGUAUCCCGGAUUGGGGCUUUCUUUACAGCGAAGCCUUCCGUUGUUGCAAGCCAGGCGGAUGGAUCGAAAGCCACGAGACAUCUUCGAUAAUCACCAGCGAUGAUGGAACCGUAGCACCAAAGUCUGCCAUGGAUCAGUGGGGCAAGUUCUUCAUCGAGGGAGGGAAAAAUCUUGGUUCGACUUUCACUGUCAUUGAGGAUGAAGUUCAGAAGAGAGAGAUGGAAAAGGCAGGGUUAGUGGACAUACACGAGUUUGAGUACAAGUGUCCUAUUGGUGGAUGGCCCAAAGACUCAGUAAAGAAAGAAAUGGGGCGAUACAUGCAAUUUAUGCUCGAGACUGAUACAGAAGGAACUGUGCUGUUUAUGGCGCAUACGCUCGGCUGGAGCAAGGAGGAGAUCCACGUGUACAUUGCACAUCUGAGGAAAGAGAUGAGGGCUGGAAAGUCGAAUGCUUAUCAUCGACAGAAAGUGAUUUGGGGGCGGAAGCCUGCAGUAGAAGGAAAGACUGAUUGA